UGAACCUCUACGCCUAGAACCCGCACACAAAAAUGGUCUGUGCCGCGCGGUCUUUGAGACGCGCGAACCGGUCGUCUCUCUGGUCUGCAGACCCUCGCUGAGGCCACAGUAGACGCCUGACAACAAUCCGUCCAGCGGUGGGACGCGCCGCGUCUCCAGAGGCUCAGUUGGGCCCCCCGCAGCCUCAUUGCCCAGCCGGCCGCCGCGCGCCGUACGCGCGCCACGGCUGGCCCACGAUGUCCCACAAAGUCAUCGACCUCGCCAGCGACGAAGAAAAAGAAAAGGCCGGCCCGAUCGACCUCGCCAACAGCUCCGACGACGACGACGCCGACGACGUCGACGACGGCCUCCAGGUCGCCUGCCCGAAGUGCACGUUGCUGAACGCGGGCGACGCUGAUCAAUGCGUCGCCUGCGGCAACCAGUUGCGGGCCGCGGCGCAGCCAUCGAAGCCGUCGCGAUGGGACCGCGAGGACCGCGAGGACCGCGCCAACACAUCAACGUGGCCUCGCGCCGACGGCACGCCCUGGAGCCAGAAGCCCAAAACGGGUUUUCGCAUCCCGACGCGGUCCGACGUCGACGCGAAGAAGAAGCGGCCGCCCCCACCCACAGACUGCAAGCCCGUCGCCGCCUCGAAGCGAGCGAAGCAGCUCCAGGCCGCCGGGGCGCUGCGCGACAUCGAAAAGGUUUCCUUUCCGGUAAGACCCGGCGCCUUCGCCGACGACGCGCCGCCGCCUCAACAAAAGCCGCGCUUCGAGUCGCUCGCGUCCUUGCCUUCGCCGGGCAGCGCCGCGGCCGCGGCCAAGGACGCCAUCCGCUCGACGGCCUCGCACGCCGCCGCGGGUCUGAGGUCUGACGCCGAGCGCCAGCGGUCCGCCGUGGACUCGUGGGACACGUCGAAGAGGAAGCCGCUGACCGUGCCGCCGCGCACGCGCCCCCAGACGCGGUCGGUCGCAGAGAUGCUAAAUUGCCCGGGUGCCGCAACCGUGAAGCCCAUCAGAGUGCCCGUGCCGGCCUUAGGUGAUGACGCCUGGGUCCUGCGCGGGGCUUUAGGUGCCGAGGUGCGGUCGUGGUCGAAGAUUUAUGUUCCAUUGAUCUUCUGCGCGCUGGGGGACGUGCCCGAGUGUGCCGCCGUCGCCUGCCGCGCGGACCUGUACUCGUCGCAGUACGUGAGCGCGUCCGACGACAUCAAGCGGGCGACGGCGUGGUGGUCGCGGCGCCUGUCGAAGUGGCCCGACUGGAUCGUUGCGGUCCGCGAGAAAGUCAUCGCCGGCGAUGCGGUCGCGUUUGAGAAGCGCUUCCUGCGGAACUGCAAGGGCAAGACGGCCGGCGUCUUCAACAACGCGCGCGAGUACGGCUGGCUGCCGCACCCUCCAGCUAGGUUGCAGGAGGCCAUUGUGAGGGAGGCGGGCGUCGACGGCGAGCUCGCGCUGGCGUGCCUCGCGGCGACGGCGAAGAAGGCGCCCGCGUCGCAGAAGCGCGGGCCGCCCGCGCCGCAGAAGAGGGCGCAGGGCGAGGUCGUGGAGCUCAGCGACGACGACGACGAGCUGGUCGUGGCGCCCCCAAAGCGCCAGGAGCCCGCGUCGCAGCAGUCCUCCGACGAGGACGACUUCGACGCCGUCUUCCCUGCGCGCCACGCGGCGAAGUAGGG
This is a messenger RNA of Pelagomonas calceolata, 1648 nucleotides long. The record is from the annotation of a GenBank genome assembly. NCBI's taxonomy places the organism in Eukaryota, Pelagophyceae, Pelagomonadales, Pelagomonadaceae.